This is a messenger RNA of Thamnophis elegans (Western terrestrial garter snake), 3757 nucleotides long. RefSeq names its product solute carrier family 9 member A1 (gene SLC9A1). Lineage: Eukaryota; Metazoa; Chordata; Lepidosauria; Squamata; Natricidae. Gene Ontology annotation, molecular function: sodium:proton antiporter activity. The transcript is spliced from 12 exons. The record is from RefSeq and is a predicted model, not a curated record. The coding region runs from base 1274 to 3691 and encodes 805 amino acids. Gene Ontology annotation, biological process: regulation of pH; proton transmembrane transport; sodium ion transport. Gene Ontology annotation, cellular component: membrane.
CACGACCUGGAUGCCUGAGAAUCUCUACAGACAACGGCUGGGGUGAUUUCUCUUCGCAGGGCGGGAGGCGUGACCCGGCGCCCGCCAUCGCGGCUUGCUGCUCCCUACGCUUUCCAGUUGACGCCUCCCAGCUGCCCUUGAAAGCGGCUGGUUGAAUACGGGCGGUCUAAAAAGCCUGGUCCGCCGAGACGAGGUCUCCAGGCCGGGCACGUGGCUCGAAGUGACCCCCCUCCGUCCUCCUUCGCUUUGCUCAGCGGCUUGGCUGGCGCCCAGCCCUUCUGCCCGGUUGCGACGCGGAGGCUCCCGUGUAGUGCUGCUUCCAGCCGGCGGAGGCUGCUGUGUGGCGGCGAGGAAAGGAGGCGCGGCGUCGGCGGCGCCCUCCUCUCCUCCUUCCCCUCCUCUCCCUCAGCUUUUCCCCGCGGCGUCCUUGUCUCAGGCUAAGGCAGCAAGGCGGGAGAGAGAGGGAGAGAGAGAGAGAGAGACAGCGUCCUCUCCGGCCGCGCGUUGGGAGCCCCGGGGGAGGAGCAGCCGAGCCGGGCGGAGCUGCCCCGCUGCGGCGCACGAGGAUCCGGAACCAGCUCAGCUUCCUUCUUCCCAGCACUGGGGAGCCCAAGCCCGCCGUGCCUGCCGCUUCCCCCUCCUCCUCCUGGCCUGCCGCUGCUCCGGGAGAACGAAGAAGCCACGCCACCCCCGGAGAGGCGCCUUCUCUUGCAGCCGUGGGAAGCGGCCUGACUGCGGUCGCCUGCUUGGCUUCUGCGCCGCUUCGGCUGCCCGAUUGCUGGCUCGUCCGAUUGCCCUUUCUGCCCCCUUCUCCUGCCCGGCUCUUCUCCUUCUGCUGCCGCUAAGGGGGUUCGCUCCUGCUCCCAGCCAGCCCCUCCGCAACCGCCUCUGCUCAGCUGUCCUUGGAGGCGAGGCGUGUGCGCGUCCCAAGUUCCAGACCGCUCGCCUGGAAGGCGGAUUUGGGGCACCGGGUGGAUGAUCGGCUGCGGUUCGCCGGCUGAGCGGCAGCGCCCCCGAGUCUGAACGCUCGUCCCCUUCGCCCUGCAGAGACGCUCCCCAGGAAAGAGCGCCCCGUCCUAAGCUGGCCCUUGCCUAUUAUGAGCGCUUCCCCCCGUCGGGUGGAUUUCUCCGGGCUCCGUUCCGCCGGUGGCCUCCGCUGAUUCCGCAGCCCGUCCCCCAACCGCCUCCGAUGAAACCUUGAUACAACCAGGCAGGGUCGUCGGAAUCCAACCACCCCUUAGGUCCGGCUUUUCCCGGGCACCAGAGGAUCGCCAUGCCGGCGGCGCGUUGCCUGGAGAGGCCCCGCUGCUCCUUCCGCGCUUUGCCUUUCCUCUUUGGCGCGGCUGCCCUGCUGGGGCUGCUGCCGGUGCUUCAGAGCUCCGGCUCGGAUGCUCCCAUGGAGAUCACGCGGCAGCCCAGCUUGGUGACCGAGGGCAUCACCGCCUCUCCGCCGGUUCCCGCCGAGAGUGGCCCCGACGCCGGGCACACCAAGAACACCAGCAAGCCUCGGAAACUUUUCCCCGUCCUGGAGCUUCAGUACGACCACGUGCACCUGCCCUUUGAGAUCACGCUCUGGAUCCUGCUGGCCUGCUUGAUGAAAUUAGGAUUCCAUGUGAUUCCAACCCUUUCCAGCAUAGUUCCCGAGAGCUGCUUGCUCAUUGUUGUAGGACUGCUGGUCGGCGGACUCAUUAAAGCCGUGGGGGAAACCCCUCCAGUCCUAAAUUCCAAGGUCUUCUUCCUCUUCCUUCUCCCACCCAUCAUCCUGGACGCUGGUUACUUCUUGCCCUUGCGCCAGUUCACUGAGAACAUGGGCACCAUUUUGAUUUUCGCGGUGAUUGGGACAUUAUGGAACGCUUUCUUCGUAGGGGCUCUGAUGUACGCCGUGUGCCAGGUAGCUGAUCCUCUUUUAUCAAACAUUGGCCUCUUGCACAACCUGCUCUUUGGCAGCAUCAUCUCCGCGGUGGACCCUGUGGCUGUGCUGGCUGUAUUUGAAGAGAUUCACAUCAAUGAACUUUUGCACAUCUUGGUGUUUGGUGAGUCGUUGCUGAAUGACGCCGUUACUGUGGUACUCUACCACCUUUUUGAAGAGUUUGUCGGCUUUCCAAAAGUCACCAUCACAGACAUCGUCCUGGGCUUCCUGAGCUUCUUUGUGGUGGCCCUGGGGGGCGUCUUUGUCGGGAUGGUCUAUGGCAUAAUUGGAGCCUUCACCUCCCGCUUUACCUCCCACAUCCGGGUCAUCGAACCUCUUUUCGUCUUUCUGUACAGUUACAUGGCAUAUCUGUCUGCAGAAGUCUUCCACCUGUCAGGCAUCAUGGCGCUGAUCGCCGCAGGGGUGGUGAUGCGCCCAUAUGUGGAGGCCAAUAUCUCCCACAAGUCCCAUACAACCAUCAAAUAUUUCCUGAAGAUGUGGAGCAGCGUCAGCGAGACCCUUAUCUUCAUCUUUCUUGGUGUCUCCACCGUGGCCGGGCAGCACCAGUGGAACUGGGCCUUCAUCAUUUGCACCCUGAUUUUCUGCUUGAUUGCCAGGGUUUUAGGUGUGCUGGUGUUGACGUGGUUCAUCAACAAAUUUCGCAUUGUGAAGUUGAGCCCGAAGGAUCAGUUCAUCAUUGCCUACGGUGGCCUGCGAGGGGCCAUCGCCUUCUCUCUCGGCUACCUGCUGGAUCAUGAACAUUUCCCCAUGCGGAAUAUGUUCCUCACAGCGAUCAUCACAGUCAUCUUCUUCACAGUCUUUGUGCAGGGCAUGACCAUCCGCCCUCUGGUGGAUCUUCUGGCGGUGAAAAAAAAGCAGGAGACCAAGAGGUCCAUUAAUGAGGAAAUUCACACUCAGUUUCUGGAUCAUCUCUUGACGGGGAUUGAGGAUAUAUGCGGCCACUACGGACAUCACCAUUGGAAGGACAAGCUAAACCGCUUCAACAAGAAAUAUGUGAAGAAGUGCCUGAUUGCUGGGGAAAGAUCCAAGGAGCCUCAGUUGAUCGCCUUCUAUCAUAAGAUGGAGAUGAAGCAAGCAAUUGAGCUGGUGGAAAGUGGGGGAAUGGGCAAGAUCCCCUCGGCCGUCUCCACCGUUUCGAUGCAGAAUAUCAAUCCAAAAACUUUGCCGAUCCAACGCAUUUUGCCAGCUCUGUCCAAGGACAAAGAGGAGGAGAUUCGAAAGAUCCUGCGCACCAACUUGCAAAAAACCAGGCAGAGGUUGCGGUCAUAUAAUAGACACACCUUGGUAGCAGAUCCUUAUGAAGAAGCCUGGAACCAGAUGUUGCUGAGAAGACAGAAGGCUCGGCAGCUGGAACAUAAGAUGAACAACUAUCUGACAGUGCCAACACAUAAAAUAGAUUCACCAACCAUGUCAAGGGCACGCAUUGGUUCAGACCCUCUCGCUUAUGACCCGAAGCCAGAUUCUGACAACGUCCCCACCAUAACCAUUGACCCAGCGUCCCCCCAGUCGCCGGAGUCGGUUGACUUGGUGAACGAGACCCUGAAAGGCAUGAACCACCUUCCCCCCUCCCCAGAGGAAGAUGAAGAUGAGGAGGGGCUGAUAAUGAAGGUCAAGGAGUCAUCUUCUCCAGGCACAGACGACGUCUUUACUCCUGGGACAGGCGACAGUCCCAGCAACCAACGGAUUAUGAGAUGCCUGAGUGAUCCAGGGCCUCGGCCAGAUCCUGAAGAGGGGGAGCCCUUUAUCCCCAAAGGGCAGUGAGCUCCGCUAUGCACUACUAGACCUAACCUGUAGGAGAGGCUCUUGCACUCCUGUGCAAAUUACACA